Yarrowia lipolytica CLIB122 is the source of this 2403-nucleotide messenger RNA. RefSeq lists its product as uncharacterized. Gene Ontology annotation, cellular component: nucleus. Gene Ontology annotation, biological process: positive regulation of transcription by RNA polymerase II. The record is from RefSeq and is a predicted model, not a curated record. NCBI's taxonomy places the organism in Eukaryota, Fungi, Ascomycota, Dipodascomycetes, Dipodascales. Gene Ontology annotation, molecular function: DNA-binding transcription factor activity, RNA polymerase II-specific; RNA polymerase II cis-regulatory region sequence-specific DNA binding; zinc ion binding.
AUGAACCGAACGAAAUCCUUCGCAGGAUGCUGGACGUGCCGAAACAGAAAGAUCAAAUGCGAUCUGCGCAGACCCACUUGCCAACGGUGCGAGAAGGCCAAGCUGGAGUGCGAAGGAUACUCCAUCAAGCUGAGAUGGGCCCGGACCGGCAAGGAGGGCGAGGACGGAGAGGAGGAGAUCUUUCGCCGCCGCAACGUGGACUUUGUCGAGUACCCGCCAGAAAUGACGUUUGAAACGUACCGCGAGAUGGACAUCACUCUGCAAAAACUCCACGCGCCAAAGUUCCAGGCUGACGAGACCAUGGUUCUGGGACCCUUUGGCGUCUUCUCGGGAUUUAAACGAAGACGCGUGGAGCUCCCACAGUCGCAGAACCAGCAGCCACAGAUCAACUCCAUUACCCCAAAGCAUACGCCUCCUCAGAUGGCCCAGGGACUGUCGCCAAACAAACAACAGCAGCAGCAACAGCAGCAGCAGCAACAGCAGCAGCAGCAGCAGCAACAGCAACAACAACUACAACACCCUUCACAAUCUCCGCAUUCGCAUAACAACCAAGUAACACAAUCUCCGCAUCAUGUCCACUCACCACAUGUGCCGUCUCCGCACGUGCAACCACCACACAUCUCGCCUGAGAACUUGCACGCCGACCUGGACCUCGACAUUCUCAUGAACAACCUGCCCGUGCACCCGCCCCAGAUUCUGCCACUUACUUACUUCAUAGACCCUAAUCUGGAGAUGCAUGCUGACCACGACAAUGAACCGCAGCCAGACUCGUCGCCAGCAGGAGGAAUCAUCCACAGAAACAUUGAACAGAUGGAGGAGAACGAGGUGAACACAAUUUUCACAAUUGUCCAGAAUGACCUGGCGGGAACUGCAUUCCCCAAACUCCCGGCGUCCGAACUCCAAUUCUCAGACACACAGCUGCAAUUCAGCUCGCAGUCCAGAUACCUCCUGCACCACUACAUCACAUCUGUGUCGCAAACCAUGACCGUGGUGGGCCAUCCGAGAAACCCCUGGAUGCAAAUCUUCGUGCCCAGGGCCAUUUCGGCUAUUGGAGACCUGGUUGCUACGGGAUACACCACCAACUCCAGAAACGCGCUCCUGCAUGCCCUACUAGCCAUCUCCGCAUACAACCUGCAAUCCAAGUACCCCAAGAAUUCGCUGAACCGAAAGCAUUACUCGGAACUAGGUCUCAAGCUGAAAUCCGAAGCAUACAAACUGUUGUGGCCCUGCUUCACAGAAGAUAUCAGUGACCAAAAGUACAAAGACGUACUGGUGUCUAUUCUGUCAAUGGUUCCUAUUGAUGUGGUAUCUGGAAGCAUGUCUGAUUGCAGAGUGCAUCUUUUGGCAUGUCAAAAGUUCAUUGAGAUGCGUCUUUCUUCGCGAAGAGAUAUAUCUCCAAAGGCUGCCACUUUGCAUCGAAUUUUUUGUUUCCUUCGAUUGCUUCAGGAGUCUACGGUCUUCACAGAUCUCAUGGAAAUCGACGACGAGGAGCUAAACGAAGUCAUUACGGAUGAUCAGGAUAUAGACACUAUUCUGACUGGUGCUGACGGCUCAAAAAUGUCCGACAAAAAGCGUCUCAAGUUCUCAGAUGCUGGUGGAGGUAUUUUCCAGAAGGAAAAGGACCCCAAGAAGCUCGGAAAGGACGACAGAAAGAACUCCCACGAAGGCUACUUUGACACUCCCAUUAAGAAGUCUCUCAAGGGCUCUCCUAAUGCUCCUGUUCCUGGAACUCAGCGUCUCAAAAUUUCAGAAUACUGGCUUGGACAGCCUGAUCUGGCUCCAUGCUCCGAUUCGUUCGAUCUGAGCUCCAUUCUAGCCAUGUAUGGUCUUCCGGACUCUCUGCAGGCCCUUUUGUCUCGAACGACAGCUCUAGCCAAGCGAUGCAUCAGUUUUAGACAGAAAAAGGGCACAAACUAUGAGUCUGAGCAGAUCCGUGUGCUCGAGCAGGAUCUGUUGCAGUGGAGAUUCGAGAAGAGCAAGAUUGCGAUACCCAGCUUCAACGACAACCGAAAGGCAGUAUUGCAUUACCACUGCAUUUCGUUCCAUGGAGCUCUGGUCAUCUACUUUUACCGCCUUGUUCUGGGCUGGCCUGCGUCCUCUUUGCAGGACAGAGUCAAGUAUCUGAUGCACAUUCUGCUGGAGAUGCAAAAUUUCAAGUCUAAAGUGUCUGUAAUUUCCACUCCUCUCUUGUGGGCCGGUUUUGUGGGUGCCUGUGAAGCUCUGACGGAGGAUACUCGACAGGGCUACACCAAGUACAUUCAGGAUCUGGCUGAAUGUGGAAUGGGAACUUACUACGUUCCCCGUAACGUCAUCACCGAGGCCUGGAGGCUGCAGGAUAAGGGAGAGGAGAGCAACUGGUGGGACAUUGUCCGUGAUUGGGAAGCCCACUUGCUUUUGUCUUGA